CCGAGCGACAUGUUCGAGCUCAAGUCCGAGGCGAUCCCAGGUUCGCUCGAGUGGGGUCAAAUCCUCCUCAGCGUCCGCGCGGCGCCGAUCAACCCGGGCGACCUGGCUUCGAACGCCGGCGCCGAAGCCGGAGGCCGCGCGAAGAAGCUCCCGCACGGCGCCGGCGGCGAUUUCAUCGCCGUCGUCAUGAAGGUCGGCGCGGGCUGUUCCGUCGUCAGCGAGGGCGACUGGGUCAUCCCCGCGAAGCCCGGUCUGGGGGCGUGGCGCUCGCUCGCGUGCGUCAAGGAGAAAGAGGUCAUCAAGAUCCCGACCGACCUCCUCCCCGUGGAGCACGCGGCGAUGUUACGCGAGCUCUGCGUCGCCUACCGGCUGCUCGAGGAUAACGGCGACUUGAAGCCCGGGGACGCGGUCAUGCUGAACGGCGCCACGGGCACCGUCGGCGCGGCGAUCAUCCAGCUGUGCUCUCUGCUCAAGCUCCGCGCGGUCGCGGUCGUGAGGCGUCACGAGCGCGGCCCGAACGCGGACUUCGAUAAAGUCUCCGACCGGCUCAAGAACCUCGGCGCCGCGGAGGUGCUCCCCGACGAGGGCAACCUCAGGCGCGCGAAGAACUUCUUCGCCAAGCCCAAGCUAGAUUGCGUCGGCGGCGUCUCCGCGUCGAGGCUCGUGGACUCUCUGCAAGACGGGUGCCCGCUCGUGUGCUUCGGAUGCCUCGGCGGUCACCCGGUGUCGCUCCCGUGGCACUCGCUCGUGGCGCGCGGCCUCAGCGUCCGCGGAUUCUCCCUCCGCCGCUGGAUGACCGAGCAC
Molecule: messenger RNA, 804 nt
Organism: Micromonas pusilla CCMP1545
Lineage: Eukaryota; Viridiplantae; Chlorophyta; Mamiellophyceae; Mamiellales; Mamiellaceae
Exons: 3
Biological process (GO): fatty acid metabolic process
Cellular component (GO): mitochondrion
Molecular function (GO): trans-2-enoyl-CoA reductase (NADPH) activity
Source: RefSeq, a predicted model, not a curated record